Messenger RNA from Necator americanus (New World hookworm), 522 nucleotides. RefSeq lists its product as uncharacterized. Gene Ontology annotation, biological process: proteolysis. Lineage: Eukaryota; Metazoa; Nematoda; Chromadorea; Rhabditida; Ancylostomatidae. Gene Ontology annotation, cellular component: extracellular region. Gene Ontology annotation, molecular function: protein binding. Bases 1 to 522 code for a protein of 173 amino acids. The transcript has 5 exons. The record is from RefSeq and is a predicted model, not a curated record.
AUGAUCGUUUUGCUGUUAGUGUUCACUAUCCUCUCAAGUAGUUGGGCGAUUUCAUCAACUUGUUUUUAUCUGCCGAACAUUAAUCUGAAAGGUGGUACAUACGAUGAAUUUGACGCUAGUGACAUAACGCAAUGUUGCAUACAAUGUGCAAGUCAACCAUGUUGUGCUGGUUACACAUAUUCAAAGGCUUUAAAAAGAUGUUACAUGAAAUCCUCCAUAAACUACUCGGAACAAGAGGAUAUGAUGAUUAGCGGUAUCCGAGCGAACGCAAACGGAGGUGUUGGUGCGAAAAUGAAAAAUGUGAAAAUUGAGGGAAGCGGAGGGAGUCGAAUCACUUUGGAAAAUUCGGAUGAAUGUCAACAGUAUUGCACGGCAUUCGGCGUUUAUUCCUGGUCACCACCUCGAUACGAUGAUGGACGCACAUCCGGAGAAUGUUCAUGCAUGAAACGAAUCACGGCCGUCAAAUAUCAUUUUGGUAGUCAAUCCGCUAUUUUUCCAACUGUUGCUAAUCUACGAAUAUAA